AGCGAGCAGCGGAGCCAGAGGAGAUGCCCAAGUUCAACUUUCGGGAGAGGAGGGAGUUUGGGGAUCAGUUUGUGCAGUUCCUAAAAGACACAGGCAGAGAAGCUGUGAGCAGCCGUGAGGCACUGAGGACCAUCUACAAUGUGGAGUUCAGGACCAGGAAUGAUACAAAGACGCCCAACUUCUCCUCCAUCCUGUUCACACUGGGCCAGAGCGGCCGGGCCGAGGUGCGGGGAGACUUUGUGCGCUUCGGGAAGGUGAAAAAGAAAGUGAAGUUUAGAGAUCAGUACUGGACACCCAGGCCAGAGGAGCCCCCCACGGACAACCAGCAGGCGGGCACCGAUCAGCCUCCCCGCAGAGGACGCGCCAAGGAGAGAGCGGAGUUCAUCGGUGGGAAACACGGGGUGGAGAUUCUCUCUGAGCACGACCGGGGGAACGGGCGCAUCCGCUUCCCCGUCACGCCCAACGAGCCCGCAACAGUCAGCAUUUGGGUUCAGAACAACGGCGCAGAGGAAGUGACGCUGCUAGGGUACAGGGCGCUUCGGAAGCAGCGCGAGUUCACCUUCCACGAUGAGAGCAAGGUGACCAGACAGCAGCCCCGGGUGUUGCAGCCAGGAGACUCUUACUCGAUCGAGGCGCGGUGCCUGACUCAGCACUAUGGUUACUAUCCUGUCACUGUGCUGUUCGAGUUCACCAAGGAGCAGGACGGGCCCUUCAGCAUCGGGCGGUUCGUGUCAGCCGUAGCCAACAGCCGGCUGGCUGAGGAGCUGGGGCCCACUGCACCAUACAGGCCUUACCAGGCCAACCUGAGGAAGACGGUCACAUUCAUCACAGAGGAUGGCGUCCCUCCCGACAGCUCCCAGCACCCCGAGCUUAAGCAGCUGAUCCCGCUGGGCUUCUACAACUACCCGAAGGACCUGCAGGACAUGGUCAGGAUAACCUCUGGCUGGCACUGGCCCUGCAGGAAGUCCCUGGCGGCCGAGCUUCAGUUUGAGAACUACCAGGAGAAGUUCCAGCUGCUGCUGCACCUGGAGGAGCUCCAGAUGGAGGUGGACAUCCGGCGCUAUGAUAUGCAGGACGUCCCGAUGGUGAAGGACACUCAGAACAAGAGGCUGCUCAUCCUGGAGGUCCCCGGCGUGGCAGAGAACCGCCCGUCCGUGCUGAGGGGCGAUCACCUGUUUGUCACCCGGAGCGAGCAGCGCACCUUGCCCCAGCUCGUCCAGUACAAGGGCUACGUGCACGCCGUGGAGCUGGAGAGGGUCAAGUUGGGCUUCUCCCCCAACCUGCUGGCGAGCUUCGUGAAUAACCUGAAGUUCGAUGUGAUCUUUACCUUCAACCGGCUGCCGCUGCGGGUGCAGCACCGGGCCGUGGAGCUAGCCAAGAAGAGGAACCUGGGCGAUGUCCUCUUCCCGUCCUUCUCAUACAGAGAGUCUCUCCUCCACGAGGGAGGCCGGCUCAAGCUGUUUGACCGGAACCUGGAGACCAACCAGGAGCAGUACGAUGCUGUGCAGCAGAUCGUGACAGGGAUGUCCAGGCCGGCACCAUACAUCAUCUUCGGGCCGCCAGGGACCGGCAAGACCGUCACCAUGGUGGAGGCCAUCAAACAGGUGGUCACGUGCAUCAAGGACUCCCAUGUCUUGGCCUGUGCACCCUCCAACAGCGCCUCGGACCUGCUCUGCCAGCGCCUGCUGAAACACCUGGACAAGGGCAGCAUCUAUAGGAUCAACGCCAGCAGCAGGGACUAUCGCCAGGUGCCGGAGGAGAUCAAGCCCUGCUGUAACUGGGACGAUGCCCAGCAGUGCCACGUGUACCCAAGCAAGGAGAAGCUGCAGCACUACCGGGUCAUCAUCACCACCCUGGUGACAGCAGGACGGCUGGUAACGGCCCAGUUCCCUGACGGCCAUUUCUCCCACGUCUUCAUCGACGAGUGCGGCCACGCGGUGGAGCCGGAGUGCCUGGUUGCCAUCGCAGGAAUUCUGACAACGAUGGACCGGGAGACCAACACCAAUGGGGGGCAGCUGGUGUUGGCGGGCGAUCCCAAGCAGCUGGGUCCGAUCCUGAGGUCCCCACUGGCCAUCGAACAUGGGUUAGAGGUCUCGCUGCUGGAGAGGCUCAUGAAGCACAACUCCCUGUACCAAAAGGGAGCCGAGAGCUACGACCCGCAGUUCGUCACCAAGUUACUGCGGAACUACAGGUCCCACGCCGCCCUCCUUGAGAUCCCCAACCAGGAGUUCUACGACGGGGAGCUACAGGAGUGUGCUGACCGCCUCAUCAGCUAUUCCUACUGCACCUGGGAGGAGCUGCCUACGCAGGGCUUCCCGAUCAUCUUCCACGGAGUGUCCGGGGAGGACCAGCGAGAGGGUAACAGCCCCUCGUUCUUCAACACGUUGGAGGUCGAAGCCCUGGUCACCUACCUCAAGAAACUGCUGCAGAGUCAGGGCAAGCGGGGCCGCUCCAGGAUCUCCCCCAAGGAGAUCGGUAUCAUCUCCCCCUACAGGAAGCAGGUAGAGAAGAUCAGACAAGCCAUCACCAAAAAGGAUGGAGACCUGAUGAAGCUCCCAGACAUCAAGGAGCUGAAGGUGGGCUCCGUGGAGGAGUUCCAGGGCCAGGAGCGGCGUGUGCUCCUCAUCUCCACCGUGCGCAGCUGCACCGAGUACCUCAGCAUGGACGAAGAUUUCAAACUGGGCUUCCUCAAGAACCCCAAGAGGUUCAAUGUGGCCAUCACCAGAGCCAAGGCUCUGUUAAUAAUCGUGGGCAACCCGACUGUGCUCAGCAAGGAUCCUCACUGGAACACGUUUCUCAGGUACUGUACAGCGAAGGGUGGCUACACGGGGUACCCCUACGCUGAAGAGAGCCCGGAAGAGGAUGCCCUUCUGGAGGAGCUUAGCUCCCUUCGCUUGAGCACGCAGUCAGCAGGGAACCAGCUCGGGGAGAGCCACAUCCAGCAGCAAGUGGAGCCAGCGUGGAGACACGAGCACUGAGGCAUCGCCUGCAGUUCAUCCUACUGCCAUGUCAGCACCAGCAGGGCAUCUCCUCCCUCACUCAGCAACUGCCCUUUGCCCUCUGUCUGGUCCCCUCAGCCACCUCGCUCGCUGCCGGGGGCUUUCCAAGCGCACAGGGGUGGGGCAGAGGAGGGGAACGGUGCAGGGACUGAACUGGGAGCAUAGCUCCGACUCUACCCACUAUCCCAACGCCCACCUCUCACAUGGACCCAGCCCCGUCUCCUACCCAUUAGCCUGGCACCCACCUCUGCCCUAGUCUGGUCUAUGUAGGCUCCUCCCUGUAGGAUCUGGGCCCAGCCCUGGGGCCCGCUCGCUAACCUGAGCCACUGCGAUUGUGUAACUCUUGGAAGCACAAGGGCAGCUCGAGACGGAAACUGCUCUGCUUGGCCGUGUGAGGGGUUUGUUUGCACCGUCUCUCCCCGUCCCCUCUCUGGCCACUGUGGGGAAGGGGAGCCGCAGCAGGAAGCCCUGCCUGUUUGCCGGCAUUGCCACACAAUGGUUUAAACGAUUUUACAUCCAAUUUUUGGGAAAAGACUCUUUUUUAAAAAAAAAAAAAAAAAUUCCCACUGCGUGGCGAAUCUGACCGGCCCAAACCAGCCCUGCAGAAACCAGCGACGCUGCGACGGAGAGACAGCCUCCACCUUGGAUCACGUUUUCCACACAUGGAGACCGGCUUUUGAAAAUCAAAUCAUUGUAAUAACAUUCCCAGCUACUGGUCAACCGAACACUCUCCUCCGAACUAGAGCCGUUUCCAGAGCCCAGCUGCAGGGCCUGGAGCCGCUGCCAAGUGGCUGGCUACAGCCCUGCUCAGGUGUUGCUGUGACACUGACUAACUGCUGGUUAGCACAUGGGGACCAGCUGGGCUGUAGCUCCCUGGCCA
This is a messenger RNA of Terrapene triunguis (Three-toed box turtle), 3879 nucleotides long. RefSeq names its product Mov10 RISC complex RNA helicase (gene MOV10). Lineage: Eukaryota; Metazoa; Chordata; Testudines; Emydidae. Bases 24 to 2978 code for a protein of 984 amino acids. The transcript has 22 exons. The record is from RefSeq and is a predicted model, not a curated record. Gene Ontology annotation, molecular function: 5'-3' RNA helicase activity; RNA binding.